Molecule: messenger RNA, 2542 nt
Organism: Phalacrocorax carbo (great cormorant)
Lineage: Eukaryota; Metazoa; Chordata; Aves; Suliformes; Phalacrocoracidae
Source: RefSeq, a predicted model, not a curated record
AUGCUGCCUUUGCCUCAAGAUGCUGCGCGUCGCAAGCAAAGAGAUUCCUCUUUCCAGUGCUCCGUGGGAGAAGUGGAGCUGAAGGGAUUUCCCAACAGCAACGGGAGUGUGGAGGAGCCCCAGGGUGCCCAGGCGGGAGGGGCAUCCCCCCACCCAGAGGUGCCUGGGGACGCCCCCGAAAGGACACCCUGCAGAGCUCUGGGCGAGCGGCGCGAGCUCCAUCGGCGCUGCGCCCUGGUGCCGGCGGUGCUCGUGGCCCGGGUCGGGGCUCUGUGCGUGGCUGUUGCCGCAGUGUCAGCGGGAAAGCCUAAAGGGAACCCAGCUCUGGCAGCGGCUCCGGUGCUGGCCUGUCCUGACGGCUGGGCUGGGUACCAGAGGGUCUGCUACUGCCUCUCGACGGAGGAGGGGAGCUGGGAGCAGGGCCAGGAAAAGCGCUCCUCACUUGGGGCCUCGCUGGCUGUGCCCAAGAGGAGGUGGGAAUCAGAGUUUCUCCGGCGCCUCAAGGGUAAUGCUGAUUACUGGCUCGGGCUGCGGAGACGGGGCGAGCGGCUGGAGUGGGUGGAUGGCAGCAGCCUCAAUGAGACGUUCCCAGUGCGGGGCCAAGGAGAGUGUUCACCUGGACGCGGCCCUGUGCCCCCUGCUCUGGGUGUCCCUGCUCAAGCACGAGGGUUGGACAAGAUGAUCUCCAGAGGUCCCUUCCAACCCCACCAGUCUGUGAUUCUGUAAUUUUGUGAUUCUGAUUCUAUUUGAACGACCAUGAUCUCGGGAGUACCGACUGCUCACAGCUGUGCCCUUAUCUCUGCAGCAAGCCCCAAGCUGUGACGGGACAGAGGUGGUGGAGGAAGGACCUUGCCCAUGCUGGGGUCUCACUGAUGGACCUCUUCCACCAGCACAGGAUAGCUUAGGAAUGCUUUUACCUCAGCUGCUGCUGCAGGUUGCUCCUGGUGUCAGCAACAGCUCACUACCAGCUCUGGGGGAGAUGAACCUGUGGGAAGGGGAGACACUGUGGAAGCUGUGAUGUGGCUGCCUGGACUGGGUCCUUGGGCUGCCCGUUGAGAGGGUCAUGGAAUGUCCUGAGCUGGGAGGGACCCACAGGGACCAUCGAGCCCAGCUCCCGGCCCUGCCCGGGACACCCCAAAUUCACACCGUGUCUCUGAGGGCCUUGUUCAAGUGCUUCUGGAACAUCGCCAGGCUGGUGCCGUGAUGCCUCCCUGGGGAGCCUGUUCCAGGGCUCCACCAUCCCCUGGGGGAAGAGCCUUUCCCUAAACCCAGCCUAACCCCCCCCGGCACAUCUCCCUGCCAUUCCCUUGGAUCCUAUCGUUGGUCACCAGAGAGAAGAGAUCAGCGCUUGCCCCUCCUCCUCCCCUUGUGAGGAAGCAGCAGACCGCCAUGAGGGCUGCCCUCAGCCUCCUCUUCUCCAGGCUGAACAAACCCAGGGACUUCAGCCACUCCUUGUACGGGUUCCCCUCUAAACCCUUCACCAACUUCGUGGCCCUCCUCUGGACGCUCUCCAGUCGCUUUACACCCAUUAUAUUCACUAUAUCCUUUAUAGAUCAUUGACAUCCCACACCCUGCGGCGCCCAACACUGCCCACAGCACUCGAGGUGAGGCCGCCCCAGCGCGGAGUGUUUCAGAGUUGGGUGGGUUUUUUUUUAAAAGAAAAAAAACAACAACAAAAAAAGAAAACCCCAAAACAAACUAAAAUGAAAACCAUACGAAGGAAACAUAAGCAACCAAAAUCACAAGAAAAGAAAAAAAAAUCCUCUAACUUGACCACAAAAAAAACGCUCAAAGCCCACCAAAACCCCGCAAAAACCCCUACAAAACACUAAGAACACAAAAAAGACUUCCAAAAGACAAACCACCAACAAACCCACGACCCAGCCAAACCCCAGCUGCCUGCAGUGACGCAUGUGCUGGCGCUCACAGCUGUGCCCAGGGAGAUCCCUGCCUCGUAGCAGAGCCCUUAGCACAGCCACCGCUCAGGGAAACUUUGCUUAACUCAAUUCUGCAGUAUUUAAAACACCUUUUAUGCCGCCUGUACUCUUAUUUGCAAAUGUGUGUUACUUCCACAUAUUGAAGCAAACCAGCCUUCGUGGCUUUUACUGAUGCUGUAGCUCUAUCGACACAGCACCCGGGGUGCGGACGUUUCAGGUUUCCCAGCUUGGGGGCUCAUCAGUGCCCCCCAAAAAUUGUCUUGACCCACGUGGGAAACGCAUUUGCAAAGCCCGAAAUCUCUCGCAGAGCCAUAACGGUGAAGGCGGGGCCGGCUUCGCCCCAAAGAUUGGCGGCAAACACUUCACGGGCCGGGCGUUUCGGGGUGCGCAUGCGUCAGAGGCAUCGCAUUUCUCUCCAUCUCCUGCCACCGAUGGCGAGAGCUGGAAAGGGUCUUUCUGGCAAACCCACUUGUGUUGGUCAUCGCAGAUAUUGGCCUCCCACACCUCACCUUUCAGGGUCCAGCAGCCUUCAUCCAUCGCCUUCAGGGUGCUAAACAUGCAGAACAAAAGUUUUAUUGCCUGAGAGGAGCAAACUCUUCCAGGCU